Oryza sativa Japonica Group (Japanese rice) is the source of this 5107-nucleotide messenger RNA. RefSeq names its product tyrosine-sulfated glycopeptide receptor 1. Gene Ontology annotation, molecular function: protein binding; ATP binding; protein serine/threonine kinase activity. The record is from RefSeq and is a predicted model, not a curated record. Lineage: Eukaryota; Viridiplantae; Streptophyta; Magnoliopsida; Poales; Poaceae. Gene Ontology annotation, biological process: protein phosphorylation.
ACUCCUUAUAGGCUAUUGCAUCUAAAUAUCUAAUCCUGGAUGGACUGCGACCGGUAAGUCCAAAACAAAAUUAGAAGCAAAAGUGGCUUCUUUCAUCCUCCUCAUGGCUCGUUCUUGACUACACAAUUGAUUCUUUACACGCCAAGCAUCUUGUUUUGAUCAUAGUUUCAUCAGAGAAUCAUGCAGCCACUCCAUUUUCCAUCAUACAGGUAUAGCAGCAAAUUACCUACCAUAUCUUCCCUGAGCCUUGGUCUCCUGCUGCUGAUCUCCUUGGCUUCUCUCACCAGCUCCUGCACAGAGCAGGAGAAGGGCUCUCUUCACCAGUUCCUCGCCGAGCUCUCGCAAGACGGCAACCUUUCCAUGUCAUGGCGGAAUGAUAGAAACUGCUGUGUCUGGGAAGGUAUCACCUGCAACAGAAAUGGAGCGGUCACUGAUAUCUCCUUGCAAUCAAAGGGCCUUGAAGGGCACAUCUCACCAUCUCUUGGAAACCUUACUAGCCUGCUACGCCUCAACCUAUCGCACAACUCGCUGUCCGGUUACCUACCAUGGGAAUUGGUUUCUUCCAGCAGUAUCAGUGUCCUCGACGUCAGUUUUAACCGACUCAGAGGGGAGCUGCAAGACCCGCUAUCUCCGAUGACCGCUGUUCGGCCUCUGCAGGUACUGAACAUCUCGAGCAACUCGUUUACAGGACAGUUUCCAUCCACCACAUGGAAGGCCAUGAAGAACCUGGUUGCACUGAAUGCCAGCAACAACAGAUUUACUGGGCAGAUAUCGGAUCAUUUCUGCUCGAGCUCGCCAUCCUUAAUGGUGCUUGACCUUUGUUACAACCUGUUCAGUGGAGGCAUACCCCCGGGGAUUGGAGCUUGUUCCAGGCUAAAUGUGCUCAAGGUUGGUCAAAACAAUCUCAGUGGGACUCUCCCUGAUGAACUCUUCAAUGCCACCUCCUUGGAGCACCUGUCUGUUCCCAACAAUGGUUUAAAUGGAACACUCGAUAGUGCGCAUAUCAUGAAACUAAGUAAUCUGGUUACACUUGAUCUUGGAGGGAACAAUUUCAAUGGCAGGAUUCCAGAAUCUAUAGGUGAACUCAAGAAAUUAGAGGAACUCCUUUUGGGCCACAACAACAUGUAUGGAGAGGUGCCAUCGACUCUGAGCAACUGCACAAAUCUCAAAACCAUAGAUAUCAAGAGCAACAGCUUCAGUGGAGAGCUCUCCAAGAUCAAUUUCUCCACCCUACCCAAUUUACAAACUUUAGAUCUUCUGCUUAACAACUUCAAUGGAACAAUUCCGCAAAACAUCUAUUCAUGCAGCAAUCUAAUUGCAUUGCGGAUGUCUUCCAAUAAAUUCCAUGGCCAGCUGCCAAAGGGAAUAGGCAAUCUGAAGUCCCUCUCCUUCCUUUCAAUUUCCAACAAUUCUCUUACGAAUAUCACUGAUACACUUCAGAUACUCAAGAACUCCAGGAGCCUCAGCACUUUGCUUAUGGGAGUGAACUUCAAUGGUGAGCUUAUGCCAGAGGAUGAAACAAUUGAUGGCUUUGAGAAUCUGCAAUUUGUAUCAAUUGAUGACUGUUCAUUGAUUGGGAACAUACCAUUUUGGUUAUCAAAACUCACUAAUUUGCAGAUUUCAUGUACAGAGCAGGACAGGAGCUCCCUCCUCAAGUUCAUCAGGGAGCUCUCUCAGGAUGGAGGCCUCUCUGCAUCAUGGCAGGACGGCACAGAUUGCUGCAAAUGGGACGGGAUCGCCUGCAGCCAAGAUGGGACGGUAACUGAUGUUUCUCUGGCUUCUAGGAACCUUCAGGGGAACAUCUCACCGUCUCUUGGCAACCUCACUGGAUUGCUGCGUCUCAAUCUCUCCCACAACAUGCUAUCUGGUGCCUUACCACAAGAAUUGGUGUCUUCCAGCACUAUCAUCAUCGUUGACGUCAGCUUUAACAGGCUGAAUGGAGGUCUCAACGAGUUGCCAUCUUCAACCCCUAUCAGGCCACUGCAGGUACUCAACAUCUCAAGUAAUUUAUUUACAGGGCAGUUUCCAUCUUCCAUAUGGGAUGUGAUGAAAAAUCUGGUCGCCCUCAAUGUCAGCAGUAAUAAGUUUACUGGGAAGAUACCGACUCGUUUUUGUGACAGCUCAUCAAAUUUAUCUGUGCUUGAACUAUGUUACAAUCAAUUCAGUGGCAGCAUCCCCUCAGGACUUGGUAAUUGCUCCAUGCUCAAAGUUCUGAAGGCUGGUCACAACAAGCUCAGUGGGACACUCCCAGGUGAACUCUUCAAUGAUGUCUCAUUGGAGUACCUAUCUUUUCCUAACAAUAAUUUGCAUGGGGAAAUUGAUGGUACACAGAUAGCAAAACUGAGAAAUCUAGUAACUCUUGAUCUGGGAGGGAAUCAGUUCAUUGGCAAGAUUCCAGAUUCUAUCAGCCAACUGAAGAGAUUGGAGGAGUUACAUUUGGACAGCAACAUGAUGUCUGGCGAGUUGCCCGGAACUCUGGGCAGCUGCACAAAUCUCUCAAUCAUUGAUCUCAAGCACAAUAACUUCAGUGGAGAUCUUGGCAAAGUCAAUUUCUCCGCUCUACACAAUCUAAAAACUUUAGAUCUUUACUUCAACAACUUCACCGGCACAAUUCCAGAAAGCAUCUAUUCAUGCAGCAAUUUGACAGCCCUACGGUUAUCAGGCAACCAUUUCCAUGGAGAGUUGUCACCGGGAAUAAUCAAUCUGAAGUAUCUUUCCUUCUUCUCACUUGAUGACAACAAGCUUACUAACAUCACAAAAGCACUUCAGAUCCUUAAAAGUUGCAGCACCAUUACCACCCUGCUUAUUGGGCACAACUUUAGAGGAGAGGUCAUGCCACAGGACGAAAGUAUUGAUGGUUUUGGGAAUCUUCAAGUUCUUGACAUAAACAGUUGCUUGUUGUCUGGGAAAAUACCUCUAUGGUUAUCCAGGCUCACGAAUCUGGAGAUGCUACUUUUAAAUGGCAAUCAACUCACAGGACCAAUACCAAGAUGGAUUGAUUCCUUAAACCACCUGUUCUAUAUAGAUGUAUCAGACAACAGACUUACAGAAGAAAUUCCGAUCACCUUGAUGAAUUUGCCAAUGCUAAGAUCAACAUCAGACAUAGCCCAUUUGGACCCAGGGGCUUUUGAGCUUCCUGUUUAUAACGGGCCAUCAUUUCAAUACCGCACGCUUACUGGCUUCCCUACGUUGUUGAAUCUGAGCCAUAACAACUUCAUAGGUGUGAUUUCCCCAAUGAUUGGUCAGUUGGAAGUGCUUGUUGUGCUUGAUUUCAGCUUCAACAACUUAUCUGGGCAGAUCCCACAAUCAAUUUGCAACCUCACAAGCCUCCAGGUUCUACAUUUGUCCAAUAACCAUCUCACAGGUGAAAUCCCUCCUGGACUAAGCAAUCUGAACUUCCUCUCAGCAUUCAAUAUUUCCAACAAUGACCUAGAGGGGCCUAUUCCAACUGGAGGCCAAUUUGAUACAUUCUCAAACUCAAGCUUCGAAGGAAACCCAAAGCUUUGUGACUCUAGGUUCAAUCACCACUGCAGUUCAGCAGAAGCAAGUUCAGUGUCCAGAAAAGAACAGAAUAAAAAAAUCGUUCUCGCAAUAUCAUUUGGUGUCUUCUUUGGAGGGAUUUGCAUUCUUUUGUUGCUAGGGUGUUUCUUUGUCUCAGAAAGGAGCAAACGCUUCAUAACCAAAAAUAGUAGUGACAACGAUGGUGAUUUAGAAGCAGCUUCAUUCAACUCUGAUUCAGAGCAUUCAUUGAUAAUGAUUACACGAGGAAAGGGAGAAGAAAUCAACCUCACAUUUGCUGACAUUGUGAAAGCUACAAAUAACUUCGACAAGGCGCAUAUCAUUGGGUGUGGAGGCUAUGGGCUAGUCUACAAAGCUGAGUUACCAGAUGGUUCCAAGAUCGCUAUCAAGAAGCUCAAUAGUGAAAUGUGUCUAACAGAAAGGGAAUUCAGUGCAGAGGUUGAUGCACUAUCCAUGGCACAGCAUGCCAAUCUCGUGCCCUUCUGGGGUUACUGCAUCCAGGGCAAUCUGAGGCUCCUCAUAUACUCCUUAAUGGAGAAUGGUAGUUUAGACGAUUGGCUUCACAAUUGGGAUGAUGAUGCCAGCUCAUUUCUCGACUGGCCAACCAGGCUGAAGAUUGCACAGGGAGCAAGUCAGGGCCUUCAUUACAUCCAUGAUGUCUGCAAGCCUCAUAUCGUCCACCGUGAUAUCAAGUCCAGCAAUAUAUUACUUGACAAAGAAUUCAAAUCGUAUAUUGCAGAUUUUGGGCUGUCAAGGUUGGUCCUUCCCAACAUAACCCAUGUCACAACUGAACUAGUUGGCACUCUGGGUUACAUUCCCCCUGAAUAUGGGCAAUCAUGGGUUGCUACAUUGAGAGGUGAUAUGUAUAGUUUCGGAGUGGUCCUGCUAGAGCUUCUCACGGGGAGGCGCCCUGUUCCAAUCUUGUCUACAUCAGAGGAACUUGUCCCAUGGGUACAUAAGAUGAGAUCAGAGGGAAAGCAGAUUGAGGUGUUGGAUCCAACACUUCGAGGCACAGGGUGCGAAGAGCAAAUGCUAAAGGUGCUCGAAACUGCUUGCAAGUGUGUUGACUGUAAUCCUUUGAAGAGGCCAACUAUCAUGGAAGUUGUCACUUGUCUGGACAGUAUAGGCACUGAAAUAAAGAUAUAAAAUUAUAAAAACAUGAUAGAUAAUUUUGUAGUUCCCUAUAAGUAGUACUUCUGACUUGUCUUAUAGUUUGUUAUGUACAGCUUGGGACAGACUAAUAUCAUUUCAGCAAAUUGAUGUUACUUGUUUUUGCUUAGUGAAUGUUUAAUUCCAUCAAAAAGUGUUUUAAGUGAUUCUCUUCCUUUCCCUGUUUCUUGAAACACUAUCCACACCCAAGUUGUACAGGCAUGACAAAAAGUACAAACAAGUGAGAACAUGGUUAUGAUCCUUGAGUUUUUUACUGAGAGAGUCGAAAUUGUUUCCAUUCAAGUGAAGAUACCAAGAUACUCCAUCUGUUUCAAAUUAUUUGUCACUCUAUGUUUUUUCCUAAGUCAAAUACAUCUAUCUUUGAAAGUAUGUCUUAUGAUGAAUCUAAAAAUAUAAUAUAUAGAAACUGAUGGUCAAA